UUCCCUUUUUCUCACUCUCUCACUCUCUCUCUUUUCUUAUCGAUAAAGAACUAUGACUCAAUACAAACUCCCCAACACACCGUUAUUCGCCAAAGCCAUAACCUAUGCCCAACAUCCCAAUGGACCAGCUAUAGACGAUAUACGCGCCGGAAAGGCAUUCUCUUAUUCAGAGCUGGUGUCUGCAACCUGCCUUUUGCGCGAAAAGCUCCUUGACAACUCAGAGGAUCUUAAAGAGCAACGUGUAACUAUUCUUUGUCCAAGGUAAAUAAAGAAUUCUACGCCUGAAUGAAGGAAAAUUGAUGAACAUGGUUGUAUUUCACGCGUAUAGUGGAUUCGCGUAUGUUGUAGCACAAUGGGGCAUAUGGGCCGCUGGAGGUGUCGCUGUACCAUUAUGUACGACGCAUCCGCUUCCGGAACAACUUUACACGGUCCAAGACUCGCAAGCAACUUUAAUUAUUGGCCACCCUGUUUUUUCCGACCGUGUGAGCCAACUUGCACAAGAAACCGAUAUCCCGUUUAUUACUAUCAACGACGAUGAAUUGCUCAAGUGGGGUCAACAGGCAAUUAAUGCCGAGACAUUCGAUAUGGAUAUGGAGCGACGGGCCAUGAUUCUCUAUACCAGUGGAACAACAGGAAAACCAAAGGGCGUUGUCACCACGCAUAAAAAUAUUGAUGCACAAGUAUCCGUACUAGUGGAAGCCUGGUACUGGUCUGCAACGGAUCGCAUCCAUCAUAUCCUGCCCCUACACCAUGUUCACGGUAUUAUCAAUGCCCUUUCUUGUGCAUUGUAUGCUGGCGCAACAGUGGAAAUGCAUCAGAAGUUCGACGCAGUACAAGUAUGGGACCGAUGGUUAUCCAGUGCUCCUCCUGCUUCAUCCAAUGGCAGUAGCGGUGAAAACGGUGAUGAUGAUCAGCAACAAGAUAUUCCAUCAAGACCUCGUCUUUCGAUUUUCAUGUCCGUUCCUACAGUUUAUGCCAAGCUUGUAAAGCAAUAUCAAUCGUACUCUGAGGCUGAUCGACCUGCAUAUUCUAAUGCAUGUCGACAGUUCCGAUUUAUGGUAUCCGGAUCUGCAUCUUUGCCUACUCCUUUGCGAGACACUUGGCGUAAACUUUCCUGUGGGCAGGUUCUGUUAGAACGUUAUGGCAUGACAGAGAUCGGCAUGGCUCUUAGCCAAUACUAUCCUGUUUCUGAGCGCGUCGAGGUUCGCCUUAUGGCUGAAUCCGAAGAUGGAUCGGGCGUAUUUGACAAGGAUGUCACGGAUUCGCGUGAUAUUCCAGGUAUGGUCCAGAUCAAAGGACCGAAUGUUUUCAAGGAGUACUGGCAGCGACCAGAUGCCACUGCCAAGGAGUUUACAGAAGACGGAUGGUAAGGGUUAUCGGCAGGAUGCCACUUUUUACGUCAAACAGAGAAACUUUUUCUGUAUGUAACAAUUGUGAUUACUUUUAUACAGGUUUAUAACGGGCGAUUAUGGUAUGCGAACAACUCAACAAGGCUACUUCCGAAUCCUUGGUAGAGCUAGCGUCGAUAUUAUCAAGACCGGUGGCGAAAAAGUAUCUGCUUUGGAAAUCGAGCGU
Zychaea mexicana is the source of this 1575-nucleotide messenger RNA. RefSeq lists its product as uncharacterized. The transcript is spliced from 9 exons. Gene Ontology annotation, molecular function: medium-chain fatty acid-CoA ligase activity. The record is from RefSeq and is a predicted model, not a curated record. Gene Ontology annotation, biological process: fatty acid metabolic process. The coding region runs from base 300 to 1370 and encodes 356 amino acids. Lineage: Eukaryota; Fungi; Mucoromycota; Mucoromycetes; Mucorales; Lichtheimiaceae.